Molecule: messenger RNA, 3250 nt
Organism: Onychostoma macrolepis
Lineage: Eukaryota; Metazoa; Chordata; Actinopteri; Cypriniformes; Cyprinidae
Exons: 4
Coding region: 407-1606 (399 amino acids)
Source: RefSeq, a predicted model, not a curated record
UUUUGCAUUCACUGCUUUCAUAUUCUCAUUCAAUUUACAGUUUGAUGUAGGCCUACUAAACAAUACAUGAUGAAAUUUCAGGACAUUUUAUUUGACUUUUAUGUACUAUUUAUGUAAAUACGUAACAUGUUGGCCAAUCAGGAGCCUGAAAAAGUUUCCAGUAGGCGGAGAUAACAGCGCAGGCUCUGGUUUCGCUGUCUACACGAUAACGCCCGUUUCACACCGCAAGCGUGAGCGGCGCGUGAGCAGCGCGUCAGCGUAACUACAGCGUCGCUGCAGCUGCAAACUCGCGAGAGUAUUCACACCGGAAGCGUUAGUAGAGCGUGACGGCCGCAGCGACUCCAAAAGCAAGACUUUUGUAUAGAAUGUGCUGUUUUUCGACUCUAAGGUGGACAAAUUUCAAACAAUGGUGCCUGUUGUAGACAGAAGAAGAGUCACCGCACUUUACCUUUUGCUGAAAAAUUUGCGUAAAAGGAGGCGGCGAAGAAUAUGGGUGCAUCCUAUCAACCAGCGCAGGAGACAGUUUGGUGCUUUCCACCAUCUAGUCACGGAACUGCGCCUGGAUGACGACCGUCAUUUGAAAUAUUUUCGAAUGAGUGCUGAGCAAAUGGAUGAGCUACUUUCUGUCGUUGGACCUGAGCUGGCAAGACAGUCUACAAAUUACCGAGCAGCCAUCGAACCCAAACAGCGACUUGCAAUUACACUGAGAUUCCUAGGGACUGGGGAAAGCUUCUCAAGCCUUGCCCUACAAUAUCGUCUUGGGACAAGCACUGUUUCUGGGAGUGUGCAUACAACUUGCAGAACAAUUGAGAGCCAAAUGUUGGCAAUGCAGUUUCCAAAGCCAACAGAAGACAUGUGGAAAGUCAUCGCUGGGAAAUUUUGGUCUAAAUGGAACUUUCCAAACUGCAUCGGUGCCAUCGAUGGCAAACAUGUAAACAUAGUGGCACCUGCACAUUCAGGGAGUAUGUUCUUUAACUACAAGAAGACAUUCUCUAUUGUUCUGCUCGCUUUAGUAGAUGCCGACUACAAAUUUACAUUCAUUCAAGUUGGAGACUUUGGCCGAGCCAGUGAUGGUGGGGUUUUUCAAAACUCAAUCCUCGGAAGAGGUAUGGAGGCAAAAGAUUUGUCUGUGCCAGCAGAUAACCCUUUACCAGGAUCUGGUGUUCAUGGUCCCAUGCCGUAUACCAUGGUUGCAGAUGCAGCAUUCCCCUUGAAGACCUACAUGAUGCGUCCAUUUCCAGGGAGCAACAUUCCAAGAUGGAGGCGCAUUUUCAAUUAUAGGCUAUCUCGAGCCAGGAUGGUAGUUGAGUGUGCUUUUGGGAUUCUUUCAGCAAGAUGGAGAGUACUCCACACAAGACUGAAUAUGAAGCCAGAAAAUGCGGAUGCCGUGGUAAUGGCAACAUGUAUCUUGCAUAAUUACCUCAUGACCCCAUCUCAGAACCAAACAUGGCUAGAUGAGGCUGAAGAGAGAGGAAAUGUGCUGCCAGCGGUCAGAAACAUGGGUGGAAACAGGGGGAGUAGAGAAGCGUACGACGUGCGUGAAAGGUUUUGCACAUUUUUCUGUUCCCCGGAGGGCAGAGUUGCAUGGCAGGACCAAAUGGUUUAGGGAAUACUACGAUAAGAACAUACUGUAUAGAGUGCUUUACAGAUUAAAAAAACCCCAGUGUCAAUAAAAGUUAAUUAAGACGGUGUACAUAGUGUUCUUUGUUAUGUAAAUAAAUUCUUCUUAAAAAUCAAUUGUUCAUGUUUCAUUUAUAAUAUACAAAAGGAUUGACCAGGAAAGGUGUGUAUAUAUGCAGAAGAUUACAUGCAAAUUAAACAUUUAUAUUUUAUAUAUAUCUUUUAAUUUCAUAAGUAUAAACAUGUUUGUUUAAUGUAUACUACAGUACAUGUUGAUAUAGACAUAUGAAGAACAUUUUUCGACUUCAGUCAAAUUUGUCCAUUUAAUAUUACACCACGGCGUUGAGAGGAAGGACAACUACCAUUUAUGAUGUUUUGUACAAAAAAAGACAGGUGAUCACUGUGCGUGACUGAGUUACAUACAAUAAUCAAUACAUUGUUACACAUAUUUUAAAAAUACAGCUAAUGAUUUAGAAAUUUAGUAGCCUAGUCCGCUUUUCUCUAUGGAACUGAUUACAGUUAAAUAUGAAAUUGAUAACUUACCAUCUGAAGAAACUGCAGAAGCAACUUCAACCCAGGCCUUUUCCUUUGAAGAUAAGUCUUUGUAAUAUUUAUUGGUGGGAUCAUAAAGCACUUUGUGUUUUUCGACCUCUACGAUCAGCCUCGUGUCAUCCAUUGCUGCACAUGAAUGAGGUUAAAUUGGGUAGCGCUAGAGCAGAUAUGUUUAUUUUCUAUUAAUUAAAUUUUUUUAUUUUAUUAUUAUUAUACAUGUAUUUUUAUAGUGCUUUAUGCAAUCCAAAACUGCGUCAAAGCAGCUUUUUCUCGAUGCAAAAAAAACAUUAAAUUCUGCCGUGAAUCAGCUCAUUUUCUGGCUUUUUUCUUUUCUCUCAGUACACCAUGCUCGCACCCAAACAAAUAAUUAAAAACACAAUUUAUAUCUUCUGUAGCCUACAUAUUUUGGAUUCUUAAUUUUCUUUUGACAACAAUUCUUGUUAAACACACUAGACAUGCAUAUUCUGUGCAUUUUUAGCACGUUUUGUAUGAAAUCAUAUUUAUUUUGUCCAUCAAAAGUGUGCUGUCACUUUAAUUGAGCGUGAGCGGCACAGCAAAAAUAGACUCGGCGCCGAAACCAUCGCUGCAGCGCUGCUCACGCGACGCUCCUGCUCGACGCUCACGCGCUGCUCCUGCUCCCGGUGUGAAUGCACUCAUUUGUUAACAUGGGCGCCGAAAAAAAUACGCGCUGCUCACGCGCCGCUCACGCUUGCGGUGUGAAACGGGCGUAACACUGCAGCCGGAGUUUAUGAAAAUCUUCACCGUGGCAGGAAUUUUCACAAAGUUCGGUUUCAGUGACCUGGUGCAGCGUUUGCGUGAGGACGAACGGCCAAACCGCAGAGAAAAAGCUGCUGUUUUGAAAAUAACCUCGUUCCUGUGGACGGCCAAUGAGCGCGCACGGUGAGCAUUCAAAUCAUAUUUAAACUGGAGCGGAGGAGGUUACCAUGGUAACAGGGCGUCAACUCACUCAGCUGACAAGAAGCAAGAGGCUGUCUCUCUGCUGUUUUCACUGCUUUCAGGUAAGUUUAGUCCUUAAAGUUACACAAAUAAUACAUACAACCAUUCCUGACACUUUCUU